AUGCCACUCGAUGCUCCACCCGCUGGCAAACAUAGUCACGAAAAAAGCAAUCGGUGAGAAGGUCGCCGUGACUUUUGUUCUGGGAAUUUCUCGUCGAUCGAUUCGCUUCUUCCACGUUUUCCAACGCUGAAUAUUAUCCGAUUUGCAGAAUGGACCCCACAAAACCGUUCGACUACAGCGCCGCCGAAUAUCAUUAUCAGACGAGUGCGGCGGGCGGCGCGGGAGCCACCGCAAACGGCUCGGCCGCCAACGUUUCGCCCUUCUUCGGCUAUCACACGUAUCCGGGCUCGUCGACGAACGGAACCGCCGCCGCGGCAAUGUACGCAACGCCACAGCAGCAGGCGACCGCCUACGGCAUGUAUCCACCCGGACCAGGCAGCUCUCCCGAAGGUUUGUACACGUCCAAGUCGACACUUUGCCUCAGAGUGAUUGUAUCAAAAUGUGAUCAACAGCAAAAAUGAAGUAAAACUUGUCAUCUUCAACUUUGUAGUUGACAACUUUUUUGCACCAUCACUCCCAAGACUACUGUAGCUCGUGGAAAGUGUAGAACGGCAGAAUACCCUUAGAAGUGGUCGCACAAAAAAGUGGUCAACUACAAAAAUGCUCAAGUAGACAUGAAGAUUUGACCCCAAGCUCUUAAAUCCAUAGAAUUGAGAAUAGGGACACAAGACGUGAGAACAAUCCGAAAGGUUAGCGAUGAAAAAGGUGGGAGCCGUCUAGAAGCGUCGAAAAAUGCAUUUUGAACAUGAUCUUCCACUCGGAAAUUCUGCCGUAAAGUUUGUACUUUUGCUCUGCCAGAGCCGUAACCUUUAAAACCAAAGCGGGCCACCCGACAUCCCCCUUUUCGUUUCCUUUCCUUAACUUUCCCCCUCACAUUACGAAUUCUCGCCGUGAACCUCGAAAUAAUGACGUCACACCGAUAUUGUACGUUCAAUGGUAAGCCCCUAAGAAGUGACAAAUUGAUAUCAUCCACUUGCGAAUCGGGUGCCGCCCCUUUGGCCGGUUGCCAGAACAUCAAAGACGUCAAUGAGUCGUUUCGAUUGUAGCGUCUGCACAUUUCGCGGGCUAUUCUGAUCCGGAAACUGAGAAACUGAGUGUAUAAAAAGAAGGCAGCAAUCCGCAAAAAAAACUAGUUUAGAAGGCGGCUACUCGUCCGAGCACACGACCACAAAAAUUGUCGAGGGUUGCGAGGCAAAGUACAACGGAAAAGGGAAGAAGAUGCGCAAACCGAGGACCAUCUACAACUCGCAACAACUGCAAAUGCUACAGAAGAAGUGAGUUUUUCGAUUUGAGCACUCAAAAUUCAAACGAACAUUGGUUUAGAUUCCAAAAAACGCAAUAUUUGGCGCUUCCGGAUCGAGCCGCACUCGCAGCCGAACUUGGCCUUUCGCAGACUCAGGUAGGCGGCGCCCUUCUUGUUAUCAUUACCUUCGCGCGCGCGGUGAUUUGUGUCGCCGGUGGCCGAGUGGCUAACGCGUUCGUUUUUGGCGCCGGUUGGUGGUCCCGUAUCAAUGACCUUCUUCUCCACACCAUCCGGCAAUAAUCCGAGUCGUAAUCCGUUUCGUAAUCCUCCACACUGCACGUGUGCCUUAUUCACCCCCCUUCGUUCGUAAAAACAGUCUCAUUUACUCGCCUUGAGAAGGUCACGUCUCGGUUUAUGUACGCUCCAUUGGCUGUUUGCAAAAGUGAAGUGAAAGUGGCGAAUGACGUGGCAAACCGCAGAGGACCGCGCUUUAAUUAUUGUUUUCGGAGCCCUCGCAGCUUAAUUAUAUAGAAGUCAGUCUGGCUCGCGCUCGCGCGCGCGCAUUUCACAAAUAUUAUAUAACUUUUCGAGGGGAGGAAAGGUGCCUAGAUGGUUAUCGGCGGGACGGGUAAGCCUAUCAAUCAUUGGCGACCACAACAUGUGUCCGAUGGUUAUCGCGACGGAAAUGAAAUGAUUGGCAGGUUUUCUGGACAAGGUCUUGGCACGAAAAUCGACUGUAGAAGCUUGAAUUCACUAGUUUCGACUAUCCGGAAAGCGUGCCGUUUGUUCAAUGCAAUGUAUCUUGGUUAUCUUUAGAGAUAUGAGGAAGUGGUCAACUAACAAAAUGUUCACCAGGAUAUUGUUAACAUUUUGUUAAUUGACAACUUUUUCAUACCUCUAAAGGCAACGGAGAUUUGCCGUUUUGAGUCCACGCGAUGGUAUCACCCUAAAACCGUUCGUUCAACGUGAUGUAGCUUGGCUGUCUGUAGAGAUAUGAUCAAGUUGUCAACUGAUAAAUUGUGAAGUAAGAUAUUUUAAACAUUUUGUUAGUUGACAACUUUUUGAUAUCUUUUAAAGCAGCUAAGAUACAGCUAAGAUACGGAAGCUUGCCGAUGCAAUGUUUUAUCACAGACCGUCACCGUAUCUAAGCUGUAUCUUAGCUGUAUGUGAAGAUAUAAAAAACUUGUCAACAGAUAAAAUGUGCACAUUUUUGUGUAGAACAACUUGUUUGUUGGACACUUUUUGAUAUCUCUUCAAACAACUGAGCUACACCGGCUCAAAUGGAGUCUAUAGUCUUUAGUGUAAAUUUGUGCUAUUGUAGAUCUGUAAAAGCUGAGACCUUGAUCCUUAGCGGUUGAAUCGUCGGUUCCGCGACACAAUGUUACGGUAGUUUGUGUGUGGGUGACCUCUAUAGGCAUCUCUAUUCACAAGCGCACCAUCGGGGCCACGGGGGGAGGCUAAUUAUCCUCCACGGAUGUCUCUCUCUCUCUCUCUCUCUCUCUCUCUCUCUCUCUCUCUCUUUCUGUGUACAUUGGCCCGUUUUUCAAAACCGUCGGAUCGGAAACGAAAUCGAAUUGAAUUGACUGAGCGUCGAGUCAUUUCGACUCCAACCGGCGGGGACCAACUGUUGAAUUGAACGAUUUUCGUCGCGGUUUUCAGGUAAAAAUCUGGUUCCAAAACCGGCGGUCGAAGCAGAAAAAGCAGAAGACGGGCACGUCGGACCGCGCGUCGGACGAGGACGACGAUACGGAAGACUCGAAGCCGGAGAGCCCGCCGAUCGGAGGCUCCGCAGCCGCCGCCGCCGCCGAUGCCACGUCGACGAUGGGCGGCGCGCAGAUCAAUCAGGUGAGCAGUGGUGUCAGACGAGCUCGCGUUAAACAGGAGAUCGACUACGGAACGGUAAGAAGAAGAGCCCGUCACUUUGACUGCUAGGCAUAGAAUCUCUCAUAGAACUCUUGUAGAAUAGUUUGAAUCUCAAUUUAUAUCAUCCUGUUACUAGUGUUAACAGGUUCUUCGCUAUCUAGUAGGCGUACCGUCUAUUCAACGCGAUGUAUCUAGGUUAUUUUUAGAGAUAUAAAAAAGUUGUCAACUAAUAAAAUGUUCAAUAGGAAAUUGUGCACAUUUUUGCAGUUGACCACUUUUUGAUAUCUCUGCAAACAGCUGAGGUAGAUCGUGUUGAAUGUACAACAGCUUCUCUCAGGCAUCACCUCCCAAAACCGCUCAUUCAAUGCGAUGUAGCUCGGCUGUCUCUAAAGGUUUCAAAAAGUUGUCAACUAAUAAAAUGUUCAUUAGAAGAUUGUACACAUUUUUGCAGUUGACCACUUUUUGAUAUCUUUACCAGCGGCUGAGAUAUAUUGUUUUGAAUGUGCAAAUGCUUCUCUACAGCAUAACCCCAAUACCGUCUAUUCAAUGCGAUGUAGCUCGGUUAUUUUUAGAGAUAUAAAAACGUUGUCAACUAACAAAAUGUUCAGUAGAAUAUUAAACACAUUUUCUCUGUUGACCACUUCUUGAUAUCUCUGCAAUCAGCUGAGAUAGAUCGUGUUGACUGCAAGUCGGCUUCAAUGCCUUCAAAAACCUCCCGGUUUUGCAGGACAACUCCUCGCCGCCCGGCCCUCCUGCCACGUCGAUGAUGCCCGACUGGCCGUCGCUCUCGCAGAUGCCCAGCUCGUCGAGCCAACAUCUUCCGUCCGUCGGCUCGCUGCCCCCGAUGGCGACGGUCGGCUCGCUCGGACUCAACGGCUACGACGGACUAAAGUACGAGGAGAAGUUGCCGCAACAGCCGUUGAAUCCCUAUGACAUGUCGGCCUAUUACACCCCGUACACCCAUCCACAAUUCACAUAUUCACAAUAUUAG
Caenorhabditis sp. 36 PRJEB53466 is the source of this 4097-nucleotide messenger RNA. NCBI's taxonomy places the organism in Eukaryota, Metazoa, Nematoda, Chromadorea, Rhabditida, Rhabditidae. The record is from the annotation of a GenBank genome assembly.